Messenger RNA from Lactuca virosa, 829 nucleotides. The record is from the annotation of a GenBank genome assembly. NCBI's taxonomy places the organism in Eukaryota, Viridiplantae, Streptophyta, Magnoliopsida, Asterales, Asteraceae.
AUGUGGUACAGUCUGCAAAUUAUGGAAUUCCCUCGUCACAAGCAACGAUUUCAUCUUCGCUCAUCACAAUUUAACCAAAUCGAUCAUCGAAAACGGAAAUCAAACGCUAUUGAUCAGUAUCGUCUUCACAAAAUCGAACCAUUCAACGAAAUCGACGGAAAAGACGCAAUCGGCGACGAAAUGGACGCGCCGGAGGGUGGAGCUGGCGGGAAAGUAGGAGAAGAAAAGGAGAUUGGAAAAGAGGGGUUGAAGAAAAAGAUCCUUAACGAAGGUGAUCACUGGGAUACCCCAUUAAUGGCGAUGAAGUUGAAGCAUUCUGAUUCAAUUCUACAGUUCACUAUGUUGGAAGUUUACUCGAUGGAACUCGAUUUGAUUCAAGCCUCGAUCGGAAGCUGCCAUUUAAGUUCAAGCUCGGGCUUGAUGGAUUUGGGGAGAACGGGUGGGACCCAUCAGGUGGUGAUGAAUAUGUUGUGCCACCAAACACCACCAUUCACCACGUUUGAAAAAAAAACAUAUUAUUUUAAUGGCUAUAGCACCUGCUCUCGCGAAGAAGUAGAAGUUCGCUCUCCAAGAUUGCCAAUAUGUUUAACGAUCAGGACCUGGGAUUCUUUGCCAAUUCUCUUGGCAUCUUCAUAUUCUUUUUGGUUAUCGCUUAUCAUUUUGUGAUGGCAGAUCCAAAGUAUGCAGGAAACUAAUGGUUGAUUUAGAUGAUAGCACCAGAAAUGUAACUGGAUUAUGUUUUGAUAUGAUGUAGUGGUAGACCUUGAGAAAAUGCAUGAUGUGAGACAAUAUAUGAACUAGUUUGGUCAAUUUUCUUUCUUUGUGCACC